This is a messenger RNA of Sabethes cyaneus, 1606 nucleotides long. RefSeq names its product chitinase domain-containing protein 1. Gene Ontology annotation, molecular function: oligosaccharide binding; chitin binding. The record is from RefSeq and is a predicted model, not a curated record. Lineage: Eukaryota; Metazoa; Arthropoda; Insecta; Diptera; Culicidae. Bases 137 to 1330 code for a protein of 397 amino acids. Gene Ontology annotation, cellular component: extracellular region. Gene Ontology annotation, biological process: carbohydrate metabolic process. The transcript has 4 exons.
CGAUACCAUCAUCCAAUUUUCAUACUUCUUUAAACUUCCUGUUUCAUUGAUAAAAUCAGAGAAUUCCGGUGCCGUGUAAGUAUUGUGAUAAAACUAGGUUAAAUAAGAAUCGUCUUUAUUCAAUCAAAAGAGUGAAAUGAAAAGCAUUGGGAGCAUAGUUUUCUUCACACUGGUGCUGGCUCAUCUGUGCAACGGUACGCUGUCGCCUUCGGAUGUUAAAAAUAAAAACAAAAAGCCGAAGGAGCUAAAAGUUCGUCAGGGACCUCAAACCUCCAGUGUUAUCGAUCGAGCUUUAAUCCAGGAGGAACCCCUAGCUAAGGAUAUUCUUGUAGAAAGUGGAACUUAUUACGAGGAGACAGCGUUGAAAAACUUCAAAGGCACUGUUUUAGGCUAUGUAACGCCGUGGAACAAUCAUGGUUAUGACGUGGCCAAAAUUUGGGGUGCAAAAUUUAAUUAUGUGUCGCCGGUAUGGCUUCAGAUACUUCGGAAAGGAGCAAAGCAGUAUGAGCUAGGCGGUGCUCAUGAUAUCGAUUUAGGAUGGGUAAAGGAUGUGAAGCAUACCGGGACGGCGAUUAAUAAUAAAGUUGUUCCACGCAUCUUAUUCGAUAAAUUCACCGACAAAGACUUCUCGCAGCUGCUUACGUAUGGCGAAGAGCGAACCGCCGCGUCCAGGCUGAUCCUGGAUACUGUUCAGAAAUACAAAUUUGAUGGUAUUGUGUUGGAGGUGUGGUCUCAGCUUUCCGCCAGAGUAGAUGAUGAGGUUCUAAUAGCUUUGGUGACGGAAAUCUGUCAAACGCUGACUAGUGCUCAUUUCGAUUGCAUCUUAGUUAUUCCUCCGGCACGCAAAGAAACUUAUGAUCUGUUCUCCCGGAAGCAUUUCGAGACUCUUGUCCCGAUCGUUACGGCAUUCUCGCUGAUGACGUAUGACUUCUCUAGUGUACAAAGGCCCGGUGCGAAUGCUCCUCUCUAUUGGGUGAAGAACGCCGUGAUGCAUAUUUGUCCAGACUCUGCGAGUGAUUUAGAACGGAAGCGAGCAAAAAUUUUGCUCGGCUUAAACCUCUAUGGAAGUGACUUUACCCCUAACGGAGGACAACCCAUCGUCUCUCAUGAAUACUUGGCUUUGCUGAAGCAUCUCAAGGGACAUUUAACUUUCGACGAGCAUGAUGUGGAGAACUUUUUCGAAGUGAAAACAUCGACUGGUCGUCACAUGGUAUUUUACCCAACACUGUAUUCCAUCAAUGCACGGCUGAAACUGGCUCGCGAGUUGGGUACUGGAAUAUCACUGUGGGAAUUGGGUCAGGGUUUGGAUUACUUUUAUGACCUUUUCUAGUCAUUUAGCACACAACGUUACCAGUAGCACAUUUUGAGUCAUUUCAAAACGUUCCGAAGAAACAUCGUUUAUAUAUUAUAACAACAAAAAGCUGUUGCACAAGGCGUUAUACAACAAAAAAUACAGUUUCAAAGUUUGCUUAUUGCUAUAAAUUAGUUUUUAGAAAUAUAAAUCAGUAAGAUACUAUUGAACUCGACAUGGUGAUAAAUCAAUAGAAACGGUUAUCUUAUUAAACUAGCGAACUAUUCAGUAAUGCAAGAAAUUCCUUUUGGUAAA